This is a messenger RNA of Nannospalax galili (Upper Galilee mountains blind mole rat), 6631 nucleotides long. It is a transcript of the gene Ppm1h, whose product is annotated as protein phosphatase, Mg2+/Mn2+ dependent 1H. Lineage: Eukaryota; Metazoa; Chordata; Mammalia; Rodentia; Spalacidae. The record is from RefSeq and is a predicted model, not a curated record. The transcript has 10 exons. Gene Ontology annotation, biological process: protein dephosphorylation. Gene Ontology annotation, molecular function: protein serine/threonine phosphatase activity. Bases 398 to 1939 code for a protein of 513 amino acids.
UGCAGCCUGGUUAUCACAUGACUCCACAGUAGCCGUGGCAGCCGGCUCCGCGGGUUCCCGGGUGGGCUCAGGUCCGCGCACGCCGCAGCCCGGAGCAGGGGGCGGGGAGGUACCCGGCGCAGCCGCCGCUCCCCUGGCACGCGGUGUCCCUCCCGAGCCGCCCGCCCGCUCCAUGUCUCUGGGUUGCGGAAGUGUCUCCUCGGGAGGUGGCGGCGGCUGUCGGGAGCGCGGGAGGCCGGGGCUCGGCCCCCUGCAGCACUGAGCUCCCGGAGCCGCACGGUGCGCCCCGGCGGCCCGGCUCCGGUGCGCCCGGCGCCUGCCGCAGCCCGCAUGCCCAGCGCUGCGCAUCGCCCCGCAGCGUCCUGCUCGCCCGGCGGCGGCCGGGCUCCGGAGUAAUAUGCUCACUCGGGUGAAAUCUGCCGUGGCCAAUUUCAUGGGCGGCAUCAUGGCUGGCAGCUCCGGCUCCGAGCACGGCGGCGGCGGCUGCGGAGGCUCCGACCUGCCGCUGCGCUUCCCCUACGGGCGGCCGGAGUUCCUCGGGCUGUCUCAGGACGAGGUGGAGUGCAGCGCCGACCACAUCGCCCGCCCUAUCCUCAUCCUCAAGGAGACCCGGCGGCUGCCCUGGGCCACUGGCUACGCAGAGGUUAUCAAUGCCGGGAAGAGCACACAUAAUGAGGACCAGGCCAGCUGUGAAGUACUCACUGUGAAGAAGAAAGUGGGGGCCAUUACCUCUACCCCGAACAGAAACUCCAAACGAAGGUCAUCCCUUCCCAACGGGGAAGGGCUGCAGCUCAAGGAGAACUCCGAGUCCGAAGGUGUCUCCUGCCACUACUGGUCCCUAUUUGAUGGUCACGCAGGCUCAGGGGCCGCCGUGGUGGCAUCACGCCUGCUGCAACACCACGUCACGCAGCAGCUGCAGGACAUCGUGGAGAUCCUGAAGAACUCUGCCGUCCUUCCCCCGACUUGCCUGGGCGAGGAGCCGGAGAACACACCCGCCCACAGCCGCACCCUGACCCGCGCCGCCUCUCUGCGUGGAGGGGUGGGUGCCCCCGGCUCCCCCAGCACACCACCCACGCGCUUCUUCACCGAGAAGAAGAUCCCGCAUGAGUGCCUGGUCAUUGGGGCCCUGGAGAGCGCCUUCAAGGAGAUGGACCUACAAAUAGAGCGAGAGAGGAGUGCAUAUAAUAUAUCCGGAGGCUGCACAGCCCUCAUUGUGGUUUGCCUUUUGGGAAAGCUGUAUGUGGCAAAUGCCGGGGACAGCAGGGCCAUAAUCAUCAGAAAUGGAGAAAUCAUCCCCAUGUCUUCGGAAUUCACCCCUGAGACUGAGCGACAGCGACUUCAGUACCUGGCAUUCAUGCAACCUCAUUUGCUGGGAAAUGAGUUCACACACUUGGAGUUUCCAAGGAGAGUUCAAAGAAAGGAACUUGGAAAGAAGAUGCUCUACAGGGACUUUAAUAUGACAGGCUGGGCAUACAAAACCAUUGAGGAUGAUGACUUGAAGUUUCCCCUUAUAUAUGGAGAAGGCAAGAAGGCCCGGGUAAUGGCAACUAUUGGAGUGACCAGGGGACUUGGGGACCAUGAUCUGAAGGUUCACGACUCCAACAUCUACAUAAAACCAUUCCUAUCUUCAGCUCCGGAGGUAAGAGUCUAUGAUCUCUCCAAAUUCGAGCACGGAGCAGAUGAUGUGCUGAUCUUGGCCACCGAUGGACUCUGGGAUGUUUUAUCAAAUGAAGAAGUAGCAGAGGCUGUCACUCAGUUUCUUCCUAACUGUGAUCCAGAUGACCCUCACAGGUACACACUGGCAGCUCAGGACCUGGUGAUGCGUGCCCGAGGUGUCCUGAAGGACAGAGGAUGGAGGAUAUCAAAUGACCGGCUGGGCUCAGGAGAUGACAUUUCUGUAUAUGUCAUUCCUUUAAUACAUGGAAACAAACUGUCAUGAAAGUGACCCAGGGGAUUGGGAGGACAGAAGGGAAGAAAACUGGGAUGCCUCUGAGCAGAGCAGAACUAGGGAGUGCCUAGGCUGGUUCCAGGUGAUGCAAUUUCUUCCCAGCCCAGGUGGGGAAUUUGCUGCCAAAAAGCCUCUGGCUUUGCUUCAAGGUGACCCUUAGGUUUCCAUUUCUUCUUUAGUAACAGGUCUGGACACUGAAUAAGAACAAAACACAAAGCCUGCUACUGAGUGUUAUAUUUCUCUUGGUUUCUGUCAUAGGCCUCCUAGGUGGUUGUUACUGCCUAUUUGGGGCACAGGCAUCAAUUUAUUUAUUUUAUCUAGAAUAGCUGGGACAGCCAUUUCAGGUAUGACUGGCAGAAGACUCCUCAGCCUGUCAAGCUGCCAGCUUCUUUCCAGGUUCAGAACCGUAUUGAAAAGCUGGGGACCAUGCCUCAGAAACUGCAAGCGCUCAUCUUGUAAGAGUUCUUUCAGGGAUUCUGCCUUUCCCUGCCUCCCUCCCUCCCUCUCCUGUUUCUCUGUAUCCUUUUGUGAUAAUGAUGGGGUGAGGCAGGGAUUUUUUUUUUUUCUUAUUGACAUUCCUUAAAUCUUUCUCAGUUAUCUCCCAAGGAACAGGACUGGGACUUUCGAACUCUUUGCUGAGCAAUUUCCAUAUCAGAGACUGGUCAAGGUUGGGUUGUCCCAUGUCCUGUGUCCCAUGAACCCAUCCAACUGUCAGAGCAGUACUUGUGUGACAGGAUGUCUUUGUUGCAUAACAUUUGUUCCUGUGUUGUGUUUUCUUACCAAAUCAGUGAGUUUUCUUCCACACAUGGGUGUUUCUUUGGACCAACAGUUCCUCUGUUAUCUUUCAUAUCUCCAUGUAAGGCUGGAGGUUUUGCUAUGAGAAGCUGGAGUUAUAUUUCCGGAGUGGGUUGGUGCUCUCCCACUUUCUGUGUCCUGGGCGCAUGUAGAAAGCAGUGUUUAAUGUAGCAGUUUAAUGAGUUCUUGGCUUAGUCAGUUCACCAUGCCUCAUUCAAAGUCAGUUUGGGAUUCUCACUCCACAGGAGGUUUGAGUAUCAGAGUUCUAUCAAGCAGGAGCCCCUCUCUUGCUGUCUUUGUGCAAGGCCCACUCAGGAUGACCCUUGAAUAAAAGCAAAUUUGAAUUGGUAUUAGCCACUCUCAUGCUGUCCACACUGUUACUCAAGGAAAUCACAUUAUAGAAACCCAAGAGCUAAGACCCCUGUUCUCACUGUACAUCCAUCCUCUGUACAUACCUCAUAAAGACAGCAACAGCACACACAUGAGCAUCGUAUCUGCCCACUGCUUCUUUGCUAGGAAGAAUGACAAAGUCCCAAUUAAAGGUCAGCUGUCUCUUAGGCAGACUGCUGCCCUGCAAAGGGGCCUUCAGCAGCAUCUGAUUGCUUAGUCCUGUUCCUGUAGCGUUUCUGGGGUGUCAUCAAUAUUCUGACAGCUUGGUAUAAUUCAGAUGCUCUUGGAACUCAUAAAGAAAAAAGCUUAUUGGUGAGAUUUCCAAAAAUGCUUAAGAGGCAAUUCUAAGUCUUGUGUUUGUAAGAAUUCCUUCUCAGAAGAGAUGAGAGGAACCUUUCCUCCAGGCUUAUAAAUCACCCACAUUCCUAGAUUUGUAGGUAUUUUCUUAAGAAAGGCUUACCGUGGGGCUGAAGAGACAGCUCAGCAGUUAAGAGCACUGGCUGUUCUUGAAGAGGACCCCUGUUCAGUUCUCAGCAUCCACAUGAAGGCAAACAACCAUCCAUAACUCCAGUUCCAGGGGAUCCGACGCCCUCUUCUGGCCUUCAUGGGUAUUGCACAUGUGAGUGCACUACAUACAUGCAGGCAAAUACUCAGACACAAAAUAAUAAAACAAGAGAAAAAGGCCUAGUACCUUCCUACUCAGGAACAAACGCACCCUUCCAUGUAGAAUCAGAGCCCUGUCUGGCAGGUGACAUACUGUGUUGUAUUUGCCAACACACUGCCUGAAAAUUGAGCUGCCACCGUGUCAAGAUUCAUCUUCAUCUGACAGUGUGUCUUCCUCCUUUAGUGAGUCUUAGUCACCCCAGAUAUCUCUGUGGGGGAGCAGUUCAUUACAAACCACUCGCUUCCCUGGAAGAAUAUGAUGCUGUGGGAAGCUGUUCUGGUGGGCUACAGCAGUGUGGUCCUCGUUCCACUCCUGCCCCGGCUUUCAACAUUGAGGAUAGGAAUUGGAAACUUGAGAUUCCUUCAAGUCUUCUGUGGAGAACCUGAGCCACUUUCUUAGGAACAUUCCCAUGUCUCCAAUGUGGUCCACAUUUUUGCUUUUCUAACUUUUCCCUGGACCCUACCUUGAGCUUCACAUUCAAACCACCAGAGUCAGAAUUUGGGUAUAAAUAGCCUGUAGGUGCCAUGACAACCUUCUCUUCAAGUAACCAAUUCAUUUACUGCCAAGGCACAUCUCAGGAAAAAAAUACCUGGAAACUCCUCAUUGAAAUUAUCCUAAAACCUGGAGUAUUUAGCCUUGCUGGUUUUAGGUGGGAAGGUAUCCAGGAAUUCUCUUCAUAAGCCCCCAUGGUAGAAAGAUCUUAGUAGUAAGCUAAAGCCCUGUUUGUGUUUGGGGGAAGGGAAACAGACUACAAAUGAGGUAGAUAAAUCAAAAGUGGAAAAAGUGAUUUGUUAAUGCCUGUGGCAUAUCUACCCAGCAUUGAUAUUGCUCUGUGAAUUGGGCUUACUCUGUUUCGGCCUUACUGUUUACCCAAGCCCCAAGUCACCCUGUCCCAGAACAGUAACUGUCUAUGUAACAGGUUGGCCCUUAGAGCAUUCUAGAAAAGGUCAAAAGACAACACACAGAAUUCUGCAGAACGUAGUUAUACAUGUCUCAGAAAUUUUGUGUAUCUGACUUAGGGCCAACUCUGCUUGCCCUAAUAGCCUCAGAGGAAGCCUUGUGUAAUGAAAAGCAUUUGAUUUCCUAGUCAAGUCUUUAUGGGUGUCUUGGGGGUUGUGUGGUCACUUCAUUUAAUGAAAAACUCUUUCAGCCCUAAAUCUCUUUGCUGAGCUACCCCUGCUCUUCUGACGUUUGGCGACGCUCUUCACUGAAGAGUGUGGACUCUGCAGCACUCUGCUAGACGGCAACCAGAGCUUUGUUCUGACCAGAGGUCAGAACACUGUCAGCAGCCAAAGAGGUGGAAGGGGCUUGUUGGGGUUGUGUGCACCCAGCAAUUGUCUUUGCAACAGAAAAAGCAUGGCGAAAAUAGUGGUGGGCCAAAUAAACUGCCAUGGAGCAAGAGCAAGCCUUCGAAGUGAGGGUUUCAGUUGCUUUCUACACUAAUCGAUUUGGGAAAAUUUGGGGUGUUACGUUUUGUAAAUUCCUAGCCAUUUACCUCUCCUGGGCUGAGUAAAGCUUGCUGUGUCUUCCUGCUCUCCUCUGUAAAUUCAUUUCUUGGGAGGAAUUACAUGUGUAGGUGGAUAUUGGUGAGUAAGAAUGAGAGUCCCAGGAGCCAAAUCUAACUCCAGAUCUUGGCCAUUUGGGCGGGGGGUUCAGUGUACCAAGGUCACUGAUUUAAAACCCCCCUGGAAAGAUCCUAUGUCUUCAAAAUCCUGACUCUCCUUUUGCUUCCUCCUUCCUCACCUCCCUCCUCACCUGCCCAUCAGCUAUAUUUAUGAGCCCACAUGUGCCCAGUGCUUUUGUGUGCACCAGUUUGAGGGUCUCACCUUUCCUUAAGUGAUCCAGUAACUCUGAUGUUGUCAAAGUCUGUAUGUUACACUGAUGAGAUUUAAAUUUCAGUGAGUUAGUGUUUCUGGGACUAGUUAAGAGAAAGCAGUGGGAUUCAUUGUCUGUGCAAGGAACAAAUGGACUGACCCUAAAACCUACCAGAUCUAAUAGAACAGCAGAGUAGUCUUUGGCCACGGGACAGAAUUUUGUGUUAGGAGCUCAUGUUUUUGAGGACUUAUUAAUAUAGAGAAGUGUUACAGCCUGCAAGGCACAGCCCACCUCUGAGAGCAAAUUUGAGUGCUAUGCAUAAAUAUGGCAUACGUGUAAACACUGGGACUUUCAGAGGACACUACACGAGCAGCCUGGCUUGCCUUGCCUGUGAGCCUCGCAGCCCUUUGUCAAAUUUGAAUGCCAGUCCAGGGAGUACUGCUUUCUGAUCCACAAUGUUACCUGUGUAAAUAGCUUUAAUUUCUCUUCUCUGUGUCUUAGGUGAAGUUUUGUUCAUGUAGCAACCAAGUAAACAGUGACCAAAUAAGGCUGUUCAUGUGCUGUUGUUUUCUACUGUGAUGUACUGAAGGAGGGCAGCCUUGUGUCCCCCACUGUUCCACUCUCCCAUGAGUAUUUUGUGUGUGUUUGGGGAGAUCCUUAGGUUACUGUUUCAUUCCUGUUUUGCCUCCAAUUUUCUUUGUUUCUUUGGAGACCCAGGGAGGCCCAUAGUGAGGAUCAUUUAUAAGAAUAUGUAUGUCAUGAUCUGGGUUUUCCAAACCUAUCCUAUGUACAGUGAAUUGAGCGGAAUCAGCCUGGAAAUGGUUUCAGAACCAUGUACCUUUAUGCUUUGUGAUUGUGAAACACUGACUUUUGUAAACUCAAAAUGAGAAUUGUUUAGUAAAGGGGAUCUAUUUUGUGUGUUUUGAAACUUAGGUGCGGUGUCCCCUGGAAAAAGCUGAAGAACUGUAUAUGCUCAAUGACAUUUGAAAAUAAAAUACUAUAUAUAUAUGUAUAUAGGA